Symbiodinium necroappetens is the source of this 2679-nucleotide messenger RNA. The record is from the annotation of a GenBank genome assembly. NCBI's taxonomy places the organism in Eukaryota, Dinophyceae, Suessiales, Symbiodiniaceae.
AUGGCCAGUGCUGAGUACAAGCACUCGAUCUUAUGGCGGGGAGAGGACCCAACCAAGACCCGCUUCAAGCCGACCUAUGACGGCACAAAGCGAGUCGAGAGGUACCGGCCUGGACAAGUGCCCGUUUGGGUCGAAGAAGGCAAGAAGGCACCACGUAAGGGACGUGAGCCAGAAAAAGAGAAGCCAGAAGAGGAUCUGCGAAAGGCCAAGAGGCGGCGGCAAGCAGCCGCCGUGGUUUUGGAGGCCUCGGACAGUGCCAGCAGCCGCCUGGCUCGUUUGCAGCGGUCUGAGACCGUAGGGGAAGCAGGGGAGCCCAGCGCAGCCAGGCUGCCGCGACAGCGACGGGUGGAGGAAGCAGUCAUUCUGGAGGAAAAGGAUGAGAAGAAGGAUGAGAAGUUGGAGCUUCUCAAAGAGGAGGUGGAUGUUGAUCUCAAGCCUGGAGUGGCUGAGUUGAACUACGACGAGAUCGUCGGAUCGGGCGACGAAGAUGUUGAAAUACAAGCCGUUCGUCGUGAGAAGGCUCGAGAGCUGGCCUUAUCCAAGCGGAAGAUUGAAGAGGACGUUCUGAAGGCUGAGCUGGAGGAGGAGCAGGAGGAAGUGGAUGAGGAGGAGAGUGAAUAUGAGUCUGAAUCAGAAGAGAAUGACGAUAGGCGCGGUCCACUCAUGAAGCCAGUCUUCGUGUCAAAGGCCAAUCGAGAAACUGUUCGAGAGAAGGAGCAAAUUGAAAAGGAGGAAGAAGAAGCCCGAAGAAAGAAAGAAGUCCGACAACUCGAACGCAAGGCUGAGUCAAAGGUAUUGCUCAUCGACAGGAUCAAUGAAGAAGCUGAGGCUGCGAGGUUGGCAGAGGAGCUGGACGACAGAUCUGACAUAGAGUUGAUGGAUGAUGACGAUGAGAAGAAUGAGGCUGAAGAGUAUGAGCUGUGGAAGAUUCGAGAACUGAAGCGAAUCAAGAGAGACAAGGAGGAGAAGCUUAAGAGACAAGAAGAAAUUGCGUUUGUUCUUCGGCGACGCGAGAUGACGGACGAAGAACGUGCGAGAGAUGAUGCCAAGCUGGAUGCUGCUAACCCGAAGAGAGCAGACGUCAAGCAGUUCAACUUCCUACAGAAGUACUACCACCGCGGCGGCUUCUUCCAGGACAAAGCUGUCUCAGGAGAGGAAGCGCUGUACCUGCGCGACUACCACGAGCCACUCGAGGAGGAAAAGUACGACAAGCAACUUUUGCCGAAGGCCAUGCAAUUGAGACGUGGUGAGUUUGGCAAGAAGGGCCAGGUCAAGCACUCCCACCUGACCGACGUUGACACAACGGACAUGUCAGCUGCCUGGGCGCAAAGCUCCAAAAUUGUUCAGAGGUACCAGGAAAAAAUGGCGGCUGCAAAAGGGGUGGGCGGUGCUCCACCACUAGAGACAUCGAAGCAGCCCACCCAGGGUUUCGACAGCGUCAGCUUUAUCCCCUUAAGGGGCCAUGCAUCGGGUCAAAAACAGCUCUGGCGCGCAUUUGCAUGUCAAGCCAGCUGGCAUGAUGUGAGUGCCUGCCAGGUUGGCUACUUGCAAAUGGCCCCACCGAACCGAUCAAUCAGUCUCUCCAUCAUCAGUCUGCUGACUUGUGGUGCCUCGAGAUCUUAUGCAGCUGAUCUGACCGUGCAGCAGAGCUGCCAGGAUGCUGAUGUGAUAGAAGGCUCGUGCAGCGAGGCUUCCUUCUUGCAGCACGGCCUCGAGGUCCAACAGGUUCUCGAUGCUGCCAAAAGUCAUGCUGCCAUGCAGCCGGCGACGUCAUCCGAUGUUGCAGCGAACAUUUCCAACGUUUCCAGUUUGACGGCGCAUGCAUCCAAUGCGACGGCAGUACAGCCAGCUUUGCAAAAAGAGCAGCAGGACAAGGAGCCUGCGGUUCUGCUGAACCAGCUCGUGGCAGCAUCCCUUGCAAGGGAGAGUUCAGGGAGUUCAUCGAUCGUUUCGACAGUGGUCAACUUGGUGGUCUUGGUGAUGCUGGUGCUUCUCAUCGCCUUGCUUUGCCGGCACGACAUGAACGUGCAAGAGGCAUACGAGGAGGUCAAGGGUGACCCGCAAAUGCUGUACAAGCAAUUCGAGCAGGUGCAAAGUCUGCUCCAGCACUGCGACAGAAAGACGUUGUGCUGCGACGGUGCAAGACAAGAUGACUCUAUGUCUGCCUCCUCCUUGCUAUCUCCGCCAAGCAUUACUCGUUGUGCACAGUAUCGUGCACUCAACUACCUCCGGAAAAUGGAGCCCGAGGAGCUUGAGAUGUUGCGCAACACAACCCUCGGCACUCGAGUGGUCGAAGGCUGCACCUUGCGGGCAGCAAUAAGCGGCGUCGGUGGAGCUGGCCUGGGUCUCCUUAUGGGAGGCUUCCUGCACACAAUGCAGCCGCCACCCAACAUUGAUACGUCCUUGUCAACGAUGGAGCAGAUUCGGCAGUCCUACAAGGGUUUCGGUCAAGCCUGUGUUCGCAUGUCUCGCAACUUUGCAAAGGUGGGUGUCGUUUUUGCUGGAGUUGAAUGCUUCUUCGAGCGUGAACGAGCAUGCAGAGAUCUGCCGAAUGCCAUCCUUUCUGGCUGCGUGACCGGGGGCGUGCUGGCCUUUCAAGGUGGGCCAACUGGCAUGGCUCUGGGCUGUGCUGGUUUUGCUGCCUUUUCUGGGGUCAUAGAGACCCUGAUGGAUCAUUGA